Molecule: messenger RNA, 2135 nt
Organism: Pseudogymnoascus verrucosus
Lineage: Eukaryota; Fungi; Ascomycota; Leotiomycetes; Thelebolales; Thelebolaceae
Exons: 2
Coding region: 444-1964 (506 amino acids)
Biological process (GO): monosaccharide transmembrane transport
Cellular component (GO): membrane
Molecular function (GO): hexose transmembrane transporter activity
Source: RefSeq, a predicted model, not a curated record
GAAUCUGUGGAGUUGUGGUUGGGGGGAAGGUGGUGGGGGUGAAUUAAUGCGGAUACGCGUUCGGAAGUGGGUGUGAGUUUAUCCGGUGGCCGGUGGCCAAAAUCGCGGGGAAUAGUUGAUACAGACACGCCCGACGUCAAUUUAUCCAAUUCCGCUACCCGCGUGGUACGCCAGCGCGAUGAUUGUGUGUGGUGAGGCUGGCUAUCAACUGUUCCACCAGCAUCUGGAAGGGAUAUAUACAGGUAAAACAGCUCUAAGAAGCAAACAACAAAGUGAAAUACGCCCUCAAUCUUGUACCCAGUGACAGAGGCACAGCUAUUCAUACACUAUACAUGUGACGACUUGCUAUUGUGCGCUGGGAUCCAUUCGAAGAGCCACGAUCUUACCUGAAAUAUAAAAUUGAACCAGACCACUUAGCUUGAAGACAGCACGCGCAGUUCACCAUGGCCUCAUCAGGCUCAUCAGGCAUGCGACAAUGUGUCCGGAAUCUCACUCCCUAUCUUGUCUUCAUGAUGGCCAUCAUAACCCUUGGGCCCCUGCUCUUUGGCUUCCAUCUCGCCGAGCUUAAUGCUCCAGAAGACUACAUAACCUGUAAGAAAGGGACUAAAGGGAUGCCCAAAGGCGCAACCCUCAUACCAUGCAUUCCAAUGGACAAGGCGCAGUUCGCCUUCGUUUCCUCGAUCUUCACAAUUGGCGGCCUCUUCGGGGCACUCUUAGCAGGACCUGUUUCGACCAGCUUCGGUCGCCUCCCAGCAAUGCGUAUCUCUUCGAUCUUCUAUGUCGUCGGUUCCGCCAUCACAAUGUGGAGCGCAUCCAUCAGUGCAUUCGCAACAGGACGCUUUCUACUUGGUAUUGGCGCCGGAGCGAGCGUCGUCGUCGUCCCAAUUUAUAUCUCAGAAGUCGCUCCUCCCUCAGACCGCGGGAUCUUUGGGUUCCUCACACAGAUCGCGACGAACAUGGGCAUCCUCAUUACUCAGAUCCUCGGUUACUACCUUAGUUAUUCUAUACUAUGGCGUUUCAUCCUUGCUGCUGGAGGUCUCAUCGGCCUUAUCCUCUUCUUCGGCCUCUUCCUCGUCCCAGAAUCUCCCGCCUGGACCGCCGCGAACCGCUCUCCUACGCGCGCCCUCGCAACACUAAAGCGUCUACGCGGGCAACACGCAGAUGUCUCGGAAGAGAUUCAAACCUGGGAUUGCACCUUCCCACCUUCCGAUUCGCAGCUGAGCGAAUCGACUACAGGCCUGCUAGAGCCUGAGUCGCAGUCUCGACGCUCAUCCAUCAGCACCUCUUCCAAGUCCCCGCCCCGUGCCCACGUCGGCAUUGUAGCCGUGGCUCUCAACCCCAUCUACCGCCCCGCCAUCAUCGCCGUCGUGGGCAUAAUGUGCGUGCAACAAUUCACCGGCAUAAACUCUGUAAUGAUGUACUCGGUCUCCGUCCUCACCGACCUCUUCCCUACCUCCGCCACCCUCCUCACAAUCCUCAUCUCAGUUGUGAAUCUCAUCGCCACCACUGCCUCCGCGCCCCUCCCGGAUAUCCUUGGCCGCAAAUCCUCCCUCCUCAUCUCCAUUACCGGACUAGGCUUCAGCUCCGCUGCUCUGGGUGCCUCAAUCCUCUUCUCCCUCCCCGCUCUAUCCGCUGCCUCCAUUCUCCUCUUCGUUGCCUUCUUUGCUACUGGCUUGGGUCCCAUCCCCUUCAUGAUGGCUUCGGAGCUGGUUAGCACAGAGGCUAAGGGCGCGGCACAGUCAUGGGCGCUGGCGACGAAUUGGAUCGGCACGUACCUCGUUGCGCAGUUUUUCCCUAUUUUGAAUGAUAGCGUGAAUGGGGCGCUAGGCGGUGCGGGAUGGUUGUACUUUGCGUUUGCGGCUGUGGCGGCGGUGGGAGUGCUGUUUGUGAGUCGCUUUGUGCCGGAGACGAAGGGAAAGAGGGAUGCCGAUGAGGUGUGGGGACGAGUGAGGAGAGUUGAUUGAGUUUGGUGUUAAGCGUGCGAUUGAGGAGUUGGACGGGUAGGGUGUUGAGAUGGCUUGAGAAGAUCAAUCGAGCAGGGUGUAAUGGGGUUGGCUUGAAUGGUGUUCUGGAUCGUGUUCUAUCAGGGGCGUUGUUUAGGAGCAUUGAGCGACUGAUGUAUUUGAUAAUCCAUG